This is a messenger RNA of Amoebophrya sp. A25, 173 nucleotides long. Lineage: Eukaryota; Dinophyceae; Syndiniales; Amoebophryaceae. The record is from the annotation of a GenBank genome assembly.
CUGAAUCUGAUAUUAAGCAAGGUGAAGCAGAAGCACCAGCCCAAAGAAGCAUUAGAGAAGCUGCUGCAAGCGAGUCUUCGGAUGAUGAAGAGGAAAAAGGGGAAAAGAUAGAUUCACAUGUCGAGGAUGACGAGUUAGACCACCAUCAUGAGGUGUAUUCGGAGAAAGAAGGC